Engraulis encrasicolus (European anchovy) is the source of this 3921-nucleotide messenger RNA. RefSeq names its product calcium channel, voltage-dependent, alpha 2/delta subunit 3a (gene cacna2d3a). The record is from RefSeq and is a predicted model, not a curated record. Lineage: Eukaryota; Metazoa; Chordata; Actinopteri; Clupeiformes; Engraulidae. Gene Ontology annotation, cellular component: voltage-gated calcium channel complex. Gene Ontology annotation, molecular function: voltage-gated calcium channel activity. The transcript has 38 exons. The coding region runs from base 1 to 3279 and encodes 1092 amino acids.
AUGCUUGGAGAUGUGAGCUCUGUCCUUUCGCGUGCUUCUUGUGUAUUUCUAUUCCUGCUGUGGAUAACACUCGGGAUCGACGUGGUCGAUGUGGACGGGUCCCAUCAAGGGAUACCACUAUCCGUUGUAAAACUAUGGGCCUCUGCUUUUGGAGGGGAGAUCAAAUCCAUCUCGGCCAAGUACUCGGGUUCUCAACUUCUACAGAAGAAAUAUAAGGAGUAUGAGCGCUCGGUGCACGUUGAGGAGAUAGACGGACUGAAACUGGUGAAGAAACUGGCGGAGAACAUGGAGGAGAUGUUCCACAAGAAGGCAGACGCCAUGAAGCGGCUGGUGGAGGCAGCAGAGGAGGCCCACCUGCAGCACGAGGAGGACCCAGACCUGCAGUAUGAGUACUUCAAUGCGGUGCUGAUAAACGAGGUGGAUGACGAGGGCAACAGUGUGGAGCUGGGAGGAGAGUUCAUCCUGCAGCCAAACGACCACUUCAACAACCUGUCGGUGAACCUCAGCCUCAGCGUGGUGCAGGUGCCCACCAACAUGUACAACAAAGACUCGGCCAUUGUGAAUGGAGUGUACUGGUCAGAGGCCCUGAACAAGGUGUUCGUGGACAACUUUGAAAGGGACCCUUCCCUGAUAUGGCAGUACUUUGGCAGUGCAAAGGGAUUCUUCAGGCAGUAUCCAGGAAUCAAAUGGACUCCAGAUGAGCAUGGUGUCAUAGCGUUUGACUGUCGAAAUCGAAAAUGGUAUAUCCAGGCGGCGACGUCACCUAAAGAUGUGGUGAUCCUGGUGGACGUUAGUGGCAGUAUGAAGGGGCUGAGGCUGACCAUCGCCCGCCAGACCGUGUCCUCCAUACUCGACACGCUCGGGGACGACGACUUCUUCAACAUCAUCGCGUACAACGAGGAGCUGCAAUACGUGGAACCUUGUUUGAACGAAACACUGGUCCAGGCUGAUGUCACCAACAAAAAUCAUUUCCGGGAGCACCUGAAUAAGCUGUUUGCCAAAGGCAUUGGCAUGCUGGACAUGGCCCUGACUGAGGCGUUUGAGCUUCUCAACGAUUUCAACCAGACAGGAAGAGGGAGUGUGUGUAGCCAGGCCAUCAUGUUGGUGACGGAUGGAGCGGUGGACACGUACGAUGCCGUCUUCGCCAAGUACAACUGGCCAGACAGGAAGGUCCGCAUAUUCCCUUACCUUAUUGGCCGUGAGUCUGCUUUCGCUGAUAAUCUGAAAUGGAUGGCCUGCGCCAACAAAGGUUACUUCACGCAGAUCUCCACCCUGGCAGACGUGCAGGAGAACGUGAUGGAGUAUCUGCACGUGCUCAGUAGGCCCAAAGUCAUCGAUCAAGAGCACGACACUGUGUGGACAGAGGCCUACAUAGACAAUACGCUUCCUCAGGCUCAGCAGCUGGAAGACAACCAAGGGCCUGUUCUGAUGACCACCGUAGCCAUGCCGGUGUUCAGCACCAAAAACGAGACGAGGAACCAAGGCAUCCUGCUCGGAGUGGUUGGCACCGACGUUCCUGUGUCUGAGCUUCUCAAGGCCAUCCCGAAAUGGAAGCUGGGUAUCCAUGGAUAUGCUUUUGCCAUCACCAACAACGGUUACAUCCUUACCCACCCAGACAUGAGGCCUCUGUAUGAGGAGGGGAAGAAGAGGAAAAAGCCCAACUACAGCAGUGUGGAUCUGUCAGAGGUGGAGUGGGAGGACAAGGAGCAUGUGUUACGCAAUGCCAUGGUGAACCGCAAGACCGGGACAUUCUCCAUGGAGGUCAAGAAGACCAUCGAUAAAGGGAGACGUGUGCUUGUCCUGCACAAUGACUAUUACUACACAGACAUUGAAGAGACCCCUUUCAGCCUAGGGGUGGCGCUCUCCAGAGGACAUGGGAAAUAUUUCUUCAGAGGGAGUGUCACCAUAGAGGAAGGCCUGCAUGACCUGGAGCACCCCGAUGUGGCAUUGGCAGAUGAGUGGACCUAUUGCAACACUGACGAGCACCCAGAGCAUCGCUACCUGUCCCAAACCGAAGCCAUCAAGCUCUACCUCAGCGGCGAUGAGCCACACCUCAAGUGUGAUAAGGAGUUGGUGCAGGAGGUGCUGUUUGAUGCCGUGGUCACUGCUCCAUUGGAGGCUUACUGGACCAGCCUGGCUCUCAACAAAUCAGAGAACUCCGACAAGGGGGUGGAGAUAGCUUACCUGGGCACUCGCACCGGCCUAUCACGGAUCAACUUGUUUGUGGUGCCUGAUCAACUGACCAAUCAAGACUUCCUGACAGCUGAAGACAAAGAAGGAGUUUUUACAGCAGACCACUUUCCUCUGUGGUACAAGAGGGCCGCCGAACAAAUACCUGGCACCUUCGUCUACUCUCUGUCUAUUCACCCAGGAAAUGAGAACAAGAGUGUGGUGCUGGCCAGCACAGCCAUUCAGCUCCUGGACGAGAGGAAGUCCCCCAUCGCUGCAGCUGUUGGGAUCCAGAUGAAGCUGGAGUUCUUCCAGAGGAAGUUCUGGACUGCCAGCAGACAGUGCGCUGCUCUCGAUGGGAAGUGCUCCAUCAGCUGUGAUAACGAGGACAUCGGCUGCUACCUCAUAGACAACAAUGGCUUCAUCCUGGUGGCAGAGGAAACCUCUUUGACCGGUAUGUUCUUCGGUGAGGUGGAGGGGGCUGUUAUGAACAGACUGUUGGACAUGGACUCCUUCAAGAGGGUAACCCUCUAUAACUUCCAGGCUACCUGCAGGAUUGAAGCAGAGAGCAGUGCCAGUGCUCACAGCCUUCUAGAUCCGUACUUUGCUGUCUACGCUGCAGUCAAAUGGCUACUCACAGAGCUUGUCAUUUUCCUGGUGGAGUUUAACUUGUACAGCUGGUGGUACUCGGAUCUCACAGCCAAAGCUCAGAGACUAGGCAAGACCAUGCUCGUCCCCUGUGACACAGAGUACCCGGCCUUCAUCUCGGAGCGCACCAUCAAAGAGACCACGGGGAACAUUGACUGCGCUGAAUGCAUCAAGUCGUUUGUCAUCCAGCAGAUCCCCAGCAGUAACCUCUUCAUGGUGGUGGUGGACAACAAGUGCGACUGCAGAGACGCCGGCCCAGUCACCAUGGACCCCAUCGAGAUCAUGUAUAACGAGUCUUUGAAAUGUGACCGGCUGAGGUUUCAGAAGGACAGGAGACGGCCAGACACCUGUCACCCCUUCCACCCAGAGGAGAACUCCAUGCAGUGCGGUGGAGUCCAUAACCUAACCCCGUCUCUCACGGCAACACUGCUCGCACUUUUGGCCGCCCUGUUCCCCAGGUGACGACAGAUGACGCCGCCUCCAGCGUCCUCAAGCUUGGCUCAGCACAGUCCGGCUUGGCUAGGCAUGCACAAAAAACAUGGAUAAGUAAAUAAAUAAAUAAACAAGAUAAAAAACGAUUUAAAAAGAUUUAGUUAUGUCCCACGAAGCAACAGAGAAAAAAAAACAUUAAGUGAUUCCAGACUAACAAGUUUCACCUGGACUCAGACACCGAUCUCCUGCAGCGCAACGAGUCACACCCCUCCCCCCUCCCCUCCUCUCUUAUGAAGACAUUUUUAUGGACGUUCAUGACUUUAAAGAAUAAAUGUGUUAAUAUUAAAAAGAUAUACGAGUCAUCGGCUGGUGUAAUACUGCCAUGUUUGUUGAUUUUUCUGAAUUGUCAAUAAAAAGUCAGAUGGUAUGUGGAUAGAUAUACAUAUGAUUAAAAAAAACAUAUUUAAGAAUACAAAAAAAAUAUAAUUAUGAAUAUGUAAGUAUGUUUAAAAAAACAGAACGUUUUAUCUUUGAUUUCGCAAGUGGUAACCAUACAACUGUGACCCCAGACCGUAUGAGUCUGCUGACAUGAAUGGUUAUUCUAUUUGAGCUUUGCCUUAUUCUGAACGAUAUUGGUCCUGUUUGUGUACUUUUGAAAUAAAAAAUGAGAAA